AUGACGACGUCUUCUUCGUUUUCAAGCAGACGGAGAUCAGCGAAGCCUUAUGGAUUGGGUGAGACUCACUACGAUGCUCUCUGUAUAGCUCGAAGCGCGAGUCUGGACGAGAUUCGUCGUAAUUUCCAAGAAGCAGCGCUGUUGUUGCACCCAGACAAACAGCAGCAGCAACAGGAGCAUCAGAACCAGGAGAAGGAGCAACGGCAGCUGGAAGGCGAACAGAUUCACGAGGAUCUGGAAUUACUGGUGCAUGCUAUCGGCGAUGGCAUUUCCAACGGUCGGGAGCAACGGUUUCAGCGCGUGCACGCAGCGUGGUCUGCUCUGCGAGAUUCGUCCACGCGCGCCGAAUACGAUCGCGUGCUUAUAGAGUCGGACAAACGGGCGGCGGCACUGGCUCUGGUGCAGCAGGGCUGCUACAGCCGGAGCUACAGUGCUGGCUGCUACAGCUCCACCAAAGUGCCGCGCACCGAAAAAACAGUGGUGGCGGCAUGGGCGGUUGGCAGCAAACGAGGUCCGCCUCCCGAUCUAAUGCCCAAGGAAGAAUUGCUAUCCACCUGCAAGUUCCCAGGUGCGAUCAAUCUCACAAUUUCGCCAGAGUUCAUCGGGACUACGUGGCGAGGGUGGGGAACUUCGCUCUCGUGGUUCGCGAAUUAUGUCGGCGGCUUGCCGCAGCAGCAGCUGACCGCGAUGCUUGACCUUAUCUUCGACCCCAUCAACGGGUUAGGUCUGAACAUCGUGCGUUACAAUAUCGGAGGGGGACACAACGAAACACUCAGCCCGCAGUUUCAUCAAAGCUUACAGGCGUACUGGAGGGGAAUGCCGGGUUACAAGCCAACAAGGCGGCAGUGGGAGCCCUGGCCUCAGUACAUGGCAGAGGGCAGGGCCUUGAGUAAACAGCACCCCAUGACGCUCCUCGAGAUUGCCGCGCACGCGAAAACAGUGACCGCAACACCCGGGAAUGGCAGCAUGCAGAGUCCGCCCCCCUAUCUAGAGCCCAAAGAAGAAUUACUACCCACCUGCAAGUUUCCAGGUGAGAUCAAUCUCACAAUUUCGGCAGACUUCAUCGGAACCACGUGGCGCGGGUGGGGGACUUCGCUCGGGUGGUUCGCGAAUUACGUCGGCGGCUUGCCGCAGCGGCAGCUGACCGCAAUUCUCGAUCUUAUAUUCGAUCCCAUCAACGGGUUAGGCCUGAACAUCGUACGUUACAACAUUGGAGGGGGACACAACGAUACACUCAGCCCACAGUUUAAUCAGAGCUUGGAGGCGCAUUGGAGGGGCAUGCCGGGUUACAAGCCGGCAAAGGACGGGCCGUACGAUUGGAACGCAGACGAACGGCAGCGGAACGUGCUGCUAGGAGCGAAGGCGAGAGGAGCGAAUGUUUUCGAGGCGUUUUCGAACAGCCCGCCUUGGUGGAUGACCGUAACGGGUGACGUGGGAGGUGCGGUAUCAAAAGGGGAGACGAAUAUGCUGCCGGAGUACGAAGACGAUUUCGCAGACUACUUGACGACAGUCGUGGCGGAGUUCGCGAAAAGGUGGAGAGUUACUUUCGAUGCAUUGGAGCCGUUUAACGAGGCGCUGGAGGAGUUUUGGAAGACAGGAGAUGAUCAUGAGGGGUGUACAUUCAAUCAGCCCGAGAUGGGGCGAGUCAUAAAGUACACUUCAGACUCGUUACAAGCGAAGGGAUUGACAACGAAGUUGGUGGGAGUGGACAGCUGGGAUGGAACGACAGCGCAGCUACCUAAGAUUUCGAAUCAUGAGCUAUUAACGCGGAUAAACGUUCAUGCGUACAUCAAUCAGUACUUCAAGGAGGGUGUGGAUGUGACUUACGAGGUCAGAUAUGGCAGCAUACGCGACACGGCGAAGCAGUUGGGAAGGGAGGUGUGGGUUAGCGAAGCGGGAGCGUUAGGCAAAAACGGGAGUAAUUGGGACCUUGCACUGUACAUGGCGCGAAACGUUAUCGAGAGCGUUAAUAUCAUGGAGGCUUCUGCGUACCUCAUGUGGCAGGCGUACGAUUUUGCGGCGCAUUGGUCAUGCAUCGAUUUCCCGCCGGAUUAUCCACCCCGAUAUAGUGGCGAAAUGAUGAUGCCUACUAUGAACAAAAGGUUUUGGAUUUUCAAGCAUUUCACCAUGCUUGCCAAACCUGGAUCCAAGCCGCUUAAGAAUAUCAGCGCGAUGGUGAGGCGUUUGUUUCUUCGCGGCGUGUUCUUCAGCGUCUUCCUAGCUCUAGCCCUCCUCGAGUUUGCCGCGCACCCGAAAACAGUGACGGCAGCACGCCGCGCCGGCGGCGCCGAUGGCAACAAGCGGGCUCCGCCCCCUGAUCUAUUGCCCGCGAUUGAAUUGCUAUCCACCUGCAAAUCUAAAGGUGCGAUCAAUAUCACAGUUUCGCCAGAAUUCGUCGGGACCACGUGGCGAGGGUGGGGGACUUCGCUCGCGUGGUUCGCGAAUUACGUCGGCGGCUUGCCGCAGCAGCAGCUGACCGCAAUUCUCGAUCUUAUAUUUGAACCCAUAAACGGUCUCGGACUGAACAUCGUACGCUACAACAUCGGAGGGGGACACCACGAUGAACGGAGCCCGCAGUUUCACCAGAACUCGGAGGCGGAUUGGCGCGGGAUACCGGGUUACAAGCCGACAAAGGACGGCCCGUACGAUUGGAGCGCAGACAAACGGCAGCGCAACGUGCUGCUGGGAGCGAAGGAGAGAGGCGCGAAUGUUUUCGAAGCGUUUUCAAACAGCCCGCCGUGGUGGAUGACCGUAACGGGUGACGUGGCGGGUGCGGUUUGGAAAGGGGCGACGAAUUUGCUGCCUGAGUACGAGAAGGCUUUCGCAGACUACUUGACGACAGUCGUGGCGGAGUUCGCGAAAAGGUGGAAAUUAAAAUUUGAUGCAUUGGAGCCUUUUAACGAGGCGCUGGAGGGCUUCUGGAAAGCUGGAAAGGAACACGAGGGGUGUACGUUUAAUCCCCCCGAGAUGGGCCGUGUCAUCAAGUACACUUCAGACUCUUUAAAGGCGAAGAAGGUUAAAACGAAGUUGGUGGGGGUGGACAGCUGGGAUGGCAUGACCGCGCAGCUACCUCAGAUCGCGAAUCAUGAGCUACUAACGCGGAUAAACGUUCACGCGUACGUGAAUAGUUACCACGAUAAGACCGUGGCUGCGACUUACGAAAAGCGAUUCGGCACCAUUCGCGACACGGCGAAGCAGCUGGGGAGGGAGGUGUGGGUUAGCGAAGCGGGAGCGCUGAGCAAACGCGGGAGCAAUUGGGACCUUUCACUGUACAUGGCGCGAAACGUUAUCGAGAGCGUCAAUAUCAUGGAGGCUUCUGCGUACAUGAUCUGGCAGGCGUACGAUUUCGCAGCACAUUGGUCGUGCAUCGAUUUCCCUCCGAAUUAUCCGGCGAAUUACACAGGCGAAAUGGAGAUGCCUAGAGCGAACAAGCGGUUUUGGAUUUUCAAGCAUUUUACUUUCCUUGCCGGACCUGGAUCCAAGCCGCUCAAGAUAGGUUCGGACUGCUGGCACGGCAUGAGCGCGUUUUACAACCCGGGCGAAAAGCGGGUUACUGUUUUCGUUGUGAACCAGAAGGCGGAAGACAGGCACGUGACGAUUAAUCUAGACGGGUUUACGAUGAACGUGGGGGGAACUACCAAGGUUGUCGUAAGGCGGACAACUUGGUCUACGGAUUUCACUGUCAAGGUGUACAGAAAGCAAGUUGCGAGGCUGACUGUAUGGGGACAGAGCUUAGCUUCUGUCACCUUCACUAACGUGUCAUAUUAG
Molecule: messenger RNA, 3768 nt
Organism: Closterium sp. Yama58-4
Lineage: Eukaryota; Viridiplantae; Streptophyta; Zygnematophyceae; Desmidiales; Closteriaceae
Source: the annotation of a GenBank genome assembly